This is a messenger RNA of Rhagoletis pomonella (apple maggot), 1318 nucleotides long. RefSeq names its product putative gustatory receptor 59f. NCBI's taxonomy places the organism in Eukaryota, Metazoa, Arthropoda, Insecta, Diptera, Tephritidae. Gene Ontology annotation, cellular component: neuronal cell body; membrane; dendrite. The transcript has 4 exons. Gene Ontology annotation, biological process: sensory perception of taste. The record is from RefSeq and is a predicted model, not a curated record. Bases 1 to 1278 code for a protein of 425 amino acids.
AUGUUGUCAGCAAUAGUUUAUAAACAAAAAUCGAGCAAUCGGGUGAAACCACUAAAGAAAUCGUCGCCUAAUUCGUCCAGCGAGCAGAUUACCGUUAAUGUAUUAGAAACGCGACUAUAUCGUUCAGUUCAUGUUCUUUUAAUACUCUCCGAGCUAUUUGUAUGCCUGCCUUAUGGCGCUCAUCGACGCCUACCAACAACGACCAGCAGCUGCAGUGAUAAAAUUUUAAUGUUACUCCACAUCACCUGGAGCAUUGGUAUUUACGUCAGUCUCGUCUUCACCAUCUACGGCGAGUACACGCAAUCCGACAAGGACUUGCCCACCGUACAAAAACCGUUGUUCUUUUGCGAGUAUUUAGUCUAUCUGGUGCACUUAUUUCAAAUAUUACUCUCUACCUACUGGGCGCGCCAAAAAUGUCGACGUUUCUUGCACACAAUCGCAGAAUUCGAUUAUAAACUUAUAUCAUUCGGAAGACCACCAGAAUAUCAACAACUGAAUCGCUUUAUAAGAGCUCAUCUGUAUCUGAUACUGUUAUAUGUGGUCGCUACCGCUGUCGUUGACUACUUCUACACCGCUGGCAUUAUGACGCACUUCAUUCGCAGCCUAGCCGUUUAUCUGUUGCCAAAUCUGGUGUUAUGCUUCUCGCUGGUACAGUACUACACCCUGCUAUAUGCCAUGGCUCAACGUAUAAUUUGGCUGAAUGAAAUCCUGCACGCGGAGCUUUCGCUAAAAACGUCUGCCAGAGUUUUGCGCGAAAAACUACAAGACAUUCGAUUAAGCUACUCGACACUUCAGAUAUUCACAAAGGAAGUAAAUAAUUCUUUUGCCCUCUCACUGGUGCUGGUUUACAUUGGAUCCUUCACAAACUUGUCGGUUAAUCUUUUCCUGUUGUACAAAUACUUGGACGAUGCGUCUAACUCCACAUUUUCAUGGAUUAUGUACUCGUUGGUUUGGACAAGCAUGCAUAUUGGCAAAAUGUUCUGCAUACUUUAUUUUAAUUAUGGUGUACAGAGUCAGAAAAACAGUACAGCAUUAAUAAUGAAUGAAAUAGAAGGACAGAACUCGGAAAUGGAAGAAACGAUAACACACUUCAUAUUGCAAUUGAUUAUAAAUACGAGAACUAAUGUUGUUUGUGGCGUGGUAGAAUUAAAUAUGAACUUUAUCACAUCACUACUUGUCGGCACCUCCACCAUAUUCAUAUUCCUACUACAGUACGACAUCACCUAUGAGGCGCUCACACAAACUCACAAAUCAGGUAGCCGCAGUCAAAUGGACUAAACGUCGCUUCAGUUAUAUGUACAUACAUAUGUACAUUACA